AUGAGUAAUAACAAGACGGAUAAAGUAGUUGAUGACAAGGAAUUAAUCAAUGGUGAUAAUGAUGAUAAUGAUGAUGAUGUUGAUGAUAUUGGUAAGGAUGAAGUGUCCUGGGAAACAGUUUCAUAUCUUCCAGGAAGUAAGGAAGACUUCGUUAGUCUAAUUAAUGCAAGCAAUGAAAGUGACGGUUGGGUACGUAAAUAUCGCGAUUAUGACUGCUAUCAGAAAAUGCUAGCACCGGGAAAGUUACAUUUUGUUUCUGCAAGAACAAAAAUUGGCGAAUAUGUUGGCUCUUGCAUAUGUAUGGAAUUCGAUGAUUAUGCAUUUGUUGCAAUGUAUUAUGUACGAGCUGAGUAUCGGAAAAAAAAGAUCGGUACAGAACUGUUCAAGCGAGUUGUUGAUGACAAACUUCGGAAGAAAAAUAUUGGCUUGCAUGCUGGCAAAAUGUCAUCUAUUUACGAUCAAGUACUUGGCUUCAGUAUUCGAACAUCUUGGGUAGCUGAUACUUUCUUUAUUAAAAAUAUCGAUAUUACCAAAAUUAUUGUGCAAAAUACUCCGCUAAUUAUAAAAGAUGCCAAAGAAGUAGAUUUAUCGCAGAUCGUUGAUUACGAUGCAAAAGUGGUCAAAUGGCGCCGUGAAGGCUUCGUUAAGCAUUGGGGUGUUGAUCGUGUCGAUGCUGUUUGCAAGGUACUGGUAAAUUCAGAAGGAGAAGUAAUUGGAUAUGGAUGUGGUCGUUUACUAUCAAUUGUGGGUUACCCGACCUUUGGACCCAUUUACUGUGAUUCUGAUGAUGGAUUCAAGCUUCUCUUCCAUGCUCUAGCAUCAUGCUUUAAUAUUGAGCUGAAGGAGCAGAAUUUAAUAUGUUUACGUGUUUUAUCAGCAAAAUCAAACGCAAUCCAACAAGUACUUUAUGGUGCUGCUGCUGAUAUCGAGAAGUCUGAAUUUGCUGAGAUUCGACAUAUUGUAAUAAAUAUUUAUUGUUCACAAGAGCUGGCAACGCAACCAGAAGGACGAGGAGAAACAAUUCGUGAAACAAAACGAGAUGCAGAAGGAGAUGGUUCACUCUCGAGACAAAGUGUAAGAUCUUCAACAACAGGGUUUAGACAUCUUCCACUAGCUAGAAUUAUCGCUCAGCGUGAGAUUUAUGGAACAUCGAAACUUCUACGCCGACUGACAUGUCGCAUACAUCUUGAGCAUCUUGAAUGUCCUUACUUAGUGCAGAUUUCUGGAUUAAGGCGUUUUCUGAACAUAAUUCGAGAGUGCAUAUUUCUAGGGUUUUCAAAUGAUUCUCGUUAUGUGGUUGCUUUGCUCUACUUGUUACCUCAGUCGUACCGAUUAGAAGGAGACGAUGACUCGACAGAACUCCAUGUUAUUGUGUUUGAGCUGUCAACAACUAUCAUUAGACCCGCAUUUAUUACAAAAUUCCCAUAUUGGCCUUCCACUGCAAAAAUUUUUGCAACAUUUCCUCGGAAUUCUUCACAUAUAUCGAUCAUCGGUUUCGCGAAGCAGAAUAACGAACCUGCAAACAUUCGUGCUAUAAGGGAAAACGUAGAACCCUAUUCCGUUAUUGCCAAAGUUAAAUUCAUACUGUUUCGUUUUAACAUCACUGUUUCUUUUACUACGUAUCUUGUGAUGUCUUAUCGAUGGGAUAACGAAUGUAAACUUUCAGGGACGGUUCUUCGUUCUACAGAUCAGGGUGGAAUUAUUAAUGCCGGUACCUCGUUAGUUUCCUAUAUGUUCACCAAAGAUUGCCCUCCUGUAAAAAUUGAUGAUAUGAUGCGCAUGGUACUGAAGGUUGUUGAUUCAAAAGUAGUGGAUGAUGGCUUACCUAUUAUUAGCCAGGGGUGUAAUUCAUAUGAAAUCGAGAUCGAAGAUGCAAUCACUUGUUAUGGAAAUGUUCCUCGAAACUAUAAUAUUAAAAAAGUCUUUGCCACAGAGACAAAUCCUUCCGCCGAUGGUUUAAGAGAGCCACUAUUCAUCACUGAAACUGUCAUUGACAUAGAACGUCUGCUUUAUGAAAUUUUACCUAUAUUUUUUCAACGUUUUUAUGGUGCAUACAAUUAUGAAGGGCUUAUUGAUUACGAAGUGGAUUUGCUGAGCUAUGAAAAUUAUGUUGCAAAUUUUUUGCUAACCUCAGUUGUCGAAGCAAAAGGACCUGGCAUAAAAGGCAGGAAUUGUGCUUACAUUACUGUAUUCAGUGUUGAAUGGGAUACGUAUGAAGGAACGCGUAGCGUAUUCCCAUUUAGAGGUAUACGUUUAAUACCUUGGUCAGUUGCUCGUCGUCCUAAUUGGUGGUAUCCCUUUAACGUAAGUGCAUUUUCUGGAGAACAUGCACCAGAAGAUCGUGUCAUAUCCAAUAUCCCAUUUUUAGAUGGUAAAAGCUUACGUUGCUUGUCGUCUCCAUCACCAGGAAUCUCUCUUUGGAGAGAUGAAGGAUUUUAUUGA
Messenger RNA from Thelazia callipaeda (thelaziosis nematode), 2442 nucleotides. Lineage: Eukaryota; Metazoa; Nematoda; Chromadorea; Rhabditida; Thelaziidae. The record is from the annotation of a GenBank genome assembly.